AUGGACGCUACUGGUUCUCUCACAGAGGAUUACAAAACUCUCUUGCUAGAUGAUGUCUUUCGUACACAUGACAGGAGACGGAAAGUCUAUAAUCAUCAGGAACGCGAGAAAAUCGAAGCAUUCAAACAACAGUAUCUGGAUGCUGGAAGUAACCGUGGGCGAAAAGAGGUUGUAUGUUGCAUACUUCCAGUCCUGUUCAACUAUUGGAUUGAGACUGGGAGUCGAAUUGUUUCCCAGACAGAGGAAUUUGCCCAGCAGGAAGCAAAGAAAUUACUAAAAUGGAUAAGAAACAAUUGGCGCUCAGCAAAGCCGACCGAAGCGGAACUCACAGGCCACCCCAAAAAACGAACAACUAUUCUCUGGCGAACAAGAAAAGAAGAGGUCUACAAAGAGAUAGCCACAAUUUUGGGUAUUGAUUCAGUCACUGCUGGCACUCCAGGAAUUUUUGAGAACAGAAUGAAAGCUAUGGGAAAUAUUCUUGCACGCAUGUCCGACAACGAACUCAAACAACUUGACCUCGAGGGGAAAGCUUUAGAAUCAGUUGAAUAUUCCGAUGAGCAGAAGCGAGCUAAUGCCAACAAGCAUGCGUUUCGGAAAUUGGAUGAGGCUUCAAAGCGGAAUUGGGCGGAAAUGGGUCUUAUGACUAUUACAUUUGUUACACAGCUUACAGAGUCGGGACAGCUAGCUGUCCGGGUCCAUGAUGAAAUUGCCAAUAUCCUUGGAGUCACAUCAACAUCGUUUGAGGACCAAAAAUCUGCCGAAGUGACACAAUUGAAGAGAUUAAUCGGACUUUAUGUGCGCGGACUAUUGAAUGCUAAGAAUCGAGCCAGAGAUGGUGGAGGUGAUGGUGAUGGAUCCAGCAUUCUAAUGCUUGACCAGGAUGCACAGGGUUUCCCCAAGUUACCGCGGGACUUUGAGGCCGACAAAUUGAAUAAACGACAACUUGAAACUCUCAUGGGGUUGUACUUCAGUCAACAUUACAGUCUUGCAACAAAUGGCCGAAGCAAACACCCUCCAUAUGAUUACAUUGCCAAAAAACAAUCCGCAUUCAUAUCUCCCGACUACUUGCCUCAUGGACUAAAAUUGGCACCACCUAGAAACAUGACUAUUGAAGAUAUUCGUAUGUUAUUGACUCAUCUGCGUCAACGACAGGAAACCUUUUCACUCAAUCAGGUUUUCCGAUUCCGAAAGGUCAAAAAACACCGCAAAGGAGAGGAGAUAAUGUUCAGCCAGUAUCCCGAUGAAGAUAUUAGACUUGAUGAGCCAAAGCGUCCCAUUCCCGCUCCCAAAAAAAGUCGCCGCAGAGCAAAGAAAUCAUCAAAACCAACCCAAGUCGAAGCUCGACCCAUACACAUAGAGGAAAUGCCAGGUGCAUCUGGUCUCCUCUCAUUCGAAGUACCUUCAACACAAAUUACUAGCAUCGAUAACAUGCAUAUUGAUCCACAACUCCUUGGGCACGAAGUCUCUGUUAGGCCUCAAGAAACAUUUCCGAGUAAUCCGUCGCCAAAUCCAAUUGGACUUCAAGACAUGUCGGAAAUACACCAAUUUAGUCUGGCAUCUGGUCCCACCUCUAACCUUGACAUGAGCAACCCUGCUCUUUCUCAUCUACAAACAUUUGUAUAUCCGCCCCCAGAAUCAACAGCAAUAAAUAGUAGUGGUAAUGGAGGCAUACCACUAGCUAACAUACCCACUCCGCCACCGGCCGCUCCACAACCAGAACCUCCGGCUUCCGACAGUGUACAACCCGCCAAGUUGCCAAAUUCCCGACCUAAACCCCGACCCCGACGUAAGCCAGUUACUCCUGAGGAAAUUGCUCAAGCUGAAGAAAACCAUCGCCUGUUGGACGAAGCAAGAGAUAUAGAAAGGACUCUUCUUGCAAAUGGCAGUCUAACUGCAGACCCGUCUUCACACGUAUCCAACGAAUCGGCACAACCCAAAGGAAACCGCAGAAAGAGGCCGGAAGUUGAAGAGUCCUUAAUUAUCUCUGGUAAAAGGAUGCGUCGUGUACGGGAGAGAACCAGUUAG
Molecule: messenger RNA, 2025 nt
Organism: Psilocybe cubensis
Lineage: Eukaryota; Fungi; Basidiomycota; Agaricomycetes; Agaricales; Agrocybaceae
Exons: 5
Coding region: 1-2025 (674 amino acids)
Source: RefSeq, a predicted model, not a curated record